Annulohypoxylon truncatum is the source of this 895-nucleotide messenger RNA. RefSeq lists its product as uncharacterized. The transcript is spliced from 3 exons. The record is from RefSeq and is a predicted model, not a curated record. The coding region runs from base 184 to 738 and encodes 184 amino acids. Lineage: Eukaryota; Fungi; Ascomycota; Sordariomycetes; Xylariales; Hypoxylaceae.
UUACUAAAGUUGUCUAUCGUGCAAUUGCCCAGUAAAUUUAUUAUAUAAAGCACCCUUCACUCUCUUCCUAUCUUCACAUACACCUACAAUUAUUAUACACUUCGAACUUAACAGACUACAAACAUCAAUCCAUACAACCGUACAACCUAUCUAUACCAGAACCCCUUACUUUUACUAUCCAAGAUGUCAAACGACAACACAUCUACUCUCCAGGCAGUCGUUGACUCCGUCACAGGCACCGUACAGAAUGCCUACGGUAGUGUAACUGGCAACACAUCCCAUCAAGCGGAAGGGCAAGCCAAGCAGAACAAGGCCGAGACCGAAAAUGACGCUUCUCACGCAACAGCCAAGGUCCCAGGUUUCACUGCUUCGUCCUCAGGCGCAGUCACCAAGGAUGACCCUAACCGAACCUCCGGCGCGUACAACCAGACAGUUGGUUCAGCUAAGGAGUUUGUCGGUGGAUUAACUGGUUACGAGUCUUUAAAGGCGGCAGGUCGGCAACAGAACCAGGAAGGUCAACAGCAGGAGGCAAAAGGCCAAGUCAACGACUAUGCUAGCGGCAUUUCUGACCGUGUUGCUGGUACGCUUGGCGGAGCCGUCGCCGGUGUCACAGGCAACAAGGCUGCCGAAACAGAGUAUCAGCGACAACAUGACGCCGGAAAAACAACUCAACGGGGAGCCGAGGAGGAUAUAAUGAAGAAAGCUGAUGCUGAGUCUGCAGCCUCACGCAAGUCUUAAAUUUUUCAGCGAGUUGCCAUGUUGGGAAUUAAAUCCCAUAGUUAUGGCGUCUGGUUUUAUGAUACCCACGCGACAUGAGAUUAUAUAACUGGGAUAUGGGUCCGGUGGGCUGUGGAGAUGGAUUGAUAAGGCAGUAUGCGUUUAUAUCCGAAAUAGA